Xyrauchen texanus (razorback sucker) is the source of this 2597-nucleotide messenger RNA. Its product is annotated as V-type proton ATPase catalytic subunit A-like. NCBI's taxonomy places the organism in Eukaryota, Metazoa, Chordata, Actinopteri, Cypriniformes, Catostomidae. Bases 172 to 2025 code for a protein of 617 amino acids. The transcript is spliced from 15 exons. Gene Ontology annotation, molecular function: proton-transporting ATPase activity, rotational mechanism; ATP hydrolysis activity; ATP binding. Gene Ontology annotation, biological process: ATP metabolic process; proton transmembrane transport. Gene Ontology annotation, cellular component: proton-transporting V-type ATPase, V1 domain; lysosomal membrane. The record is from RefSeq and is a predicted model, not a curated record.
CUCGUGCACUGUAGGGGGCGAUAUGGAGUUUUCUGCGCACUCUGUUCAGUUUGCAGAGAGAGAGCGAGCUCUUGAUGAAGUCAGCUGACUAUACUCUUUGCUCACAUCUCAUCUCACCAAAAGGAUCUGGACACAGGACCAUCUCGACUCAUUUUUCGAGACACUUUGAAAAUGGACUUCUCCAAGCUGCCCAAGAUCCGAGAUGAGGAACGAGAGGGAGAAUUUGGAUACGUGCAUGGCGUGUCUGGACCUGUGGUGACGGCAUCUAGUAUGGCAGGAGCUGCCAUGUACGAGCUGGUGCGAGUUGGCCACAGUGAACUUGUGGGAGAGAUCAUCAGACUGGAGGGUGAUAUGGCCACCAUUCAGGUGUAUGAAGAGACAUCUGGUGUGUCCGUUGGUGACCCUGUCCUGCGUACAGGGAAGCCCCUCUCUGUGGAGUUAGGACCAGGAAUCAUGGGCUCCAUCUUUGAUGGUAUUCAGCGUCCUCUCAAAGACAUUAAUGACCUCACCAAAAGUAUCUACAUUCCCAGAGGAGUCAACAUUGGUGCCCUUAACCGUGAUCUGAAAUGGGACUUCUCUCCAUCUAAGAGCUUACGUGUUGGCAGUCACAUUACUGGAGGUGAUAUCUAUGGUAUGGUGUUUGAAAACUCUCUCAUAAAGCACAAAAUAAUGUUGCCUCCAAGAAGCCGGGGAACUGUCACUUACGUGGCGCCACCUGGCAACUACGAUGUCUCGGAUGUGGUGUUGGAGUUGGAAUUUGAGGGCCUGAAGGAAAAGUUCACCAUGGUGCAGGUGUGGCCAGUGCGUCAGAUCCGGCCCGUCACUGAGAAACUUCCUGCCAAUCACCCUCUGCUGACUGGUCAGAGAGUACUGGAUGCCCUCUUUCCGUGUGUGCAGGGAGGAACAACUGCCAUCCCCGGUGCUUUCGGUUGUGGUAAAACUGUGAUCUCUCAGUCCCUGUCUAAAUACUCUAACAGUGAUGUCAUCGUCUAUGUGGGCUGUGGAGAACGUGGUAACGAGAUGUCAGAAGUACUCAGAGAUUUUCCUGAGCUGACCAUGGAAGUUGAUGGGAAGGUGGAGAGCAUAAUGAAGAGAACGGCCUUGGUUGCUAAUACGUCUAAUAUGCCUGUAGCUGCCAGAGAAGCUUCCAUUUACACAGGAAUCACGCUGUCGGAGUAUUUCAGAGACAUGGGUUACAAUGUGAGCAUGAUGGCUGAUUCUACCUCUCGAUGGGCUGAGGCUCUGAGGGAGAUUUCUGGUCGUCUGGCCGAGAUGCCUGCUGAUAGCGGUUAUCCUGCUUAUCUUGGGGCUCGACUGGCCUCAUUCUAUGAGCGUGCUGGCAGAGUUAAAUGUCUAGGUAACCCUGAGAGAGAAGGCAGUGUGAGCAUUGUGGGCGCUGUGUCUCCCCCUGGUGGAGAUUUCUCAGAUCCUGUGACUUCUGCUACUCUGGGUAUUGUACAAGUGUUCUGGGGUCUGGAUAAAAAGCUUGCUCAGAGAAAGCAUUUCCCCUCAGUGAACUGGCUCAUCAGUUACAGUAAGUAUACACGAGCUCUGGACGAGUACUAUGACAAGCACUUUCCUGAAUUUGUGCCACUGCGCACCAAAGCCAAAGAGAUUCUGCAGGAAGAGGAGGACUUGGCUGAGAUUGUGCAGCUUGUGGGCAAGGCUUCAUUGGCUGAAACAGAUAAGAUCACUCUGGAAGUUGCAAAAUUGAUCAAGGAUGAUUUCCUCCAGCAAAAUGGAUACACACCUUAUGACAGGUUCUGUCCAUUUUAUAAGACUGUGGGUAUCUUGUCCAACAUGAUUGCCUUCUAUGACAUGGCACGUCAUGCAGUAGAGACCACUGCACAUAGUGACAAUAGGAUCACCUGGGCCAUGAUCCGCGAACACAUGGGAGAAAUCCUCUACAAGAUCAGCUCCAUGAAAUUUAAGGACCCUGUGAAAGAGGGUGAGGAAAAGAUCAAAGCUGAAUACAACCAGCUCCAUGAAGACAUGCAGAAUGCCUUCCGUACACUGGAGGACUAAGACUUUCUUGUCUCAGCUGUCAUUCUCAGGGCAGGGCAGCUGCCACCCUCCACACAAAUACAAAGACAUAAACCGCUUCAAUGUACUUUUUCUCUGUCUUCUUUCAGUGGACUACAUUCCGCACCACUGCUUUGUUUAUAGUGUUGUUGUAGAUGCGCUCUAGUGUUUCCCAAAAACAAGACCUUUGUCUUAGUGUGUGUGUUUGUGUAUUUGUGCAAUCUGUACUUUUACAUUAAACCCUCUGCUCUGCACCAUCUCUUGCUUGUAUUUCACCAAUCAUCUUCUCCAUAGAUAUAGACGUUAUCAAAGUUGAUGUAAUUAUUGUUCUAUUUUUAUCUGUACAGAAGAUUGAAAGAAAUGACUUCAGAGAUUCACUAUAUUUACUGCUGGUGUAUUUAAAGUUUUAAUGGCUGCCAACAUUUUUUAUGUUUACACGGUUGUUUUCAUUAUGACUGUUUAUUGCAGUAUUGUUCUGUGUAUUUGUGGUGGAUGAUUCUGUACAAUUCCUCUUUAUUGCUCUCAUGAAAAUGUGUUUAAGCCUUGAAUAAGAAAAAUAAAUAUAAAUUAAUUUA